Aspergillus caelatus is the source of this 715-nucleotide messenger RNA. RefSeq lists its product as uncharacterized. Gene Ontology annotation, cellular component: mitochondrion; mitochondrial inner membrane. The record is from RefSeq and is a predicted model, not a curated record. The transcript is spliced from 2 exons. NCBI's taxonomy places the organism in Eukaryota, Fungi, Ascomycota, Eurotiomycetes, Eurotiales, Aspergillaceae. Bases 35 to 631 code for a protein of 198 amino acids. Gene Ontology annotation, biological process: mitochondrial respiratory chain complex IV assembly.
GUUUAAGGCAACAAUUCAAUAUAACUCAUACGCUAUGGCAGGGGACACCCCGGAAUUGCCUACCCCAAAUGUCGAGCAACAUAACAGCUCCCAAGAAUCCUCUCCCCAAACCAAGCCGAAGCAUGAAUUCCCCAAAUCACAGGUCGGAAAGCUAUGGGAUGCUUUUGGGAACCCCGAAGAGUCGGCGAACGUGCUAGCAACAGGAGCUGGGCCCUCUGGAAGGGGAUCGAAAGAUGCUACGGUUACGGAAGCUAUGAAGUCAAUGUCCCUUAAAGAUGUCACAUCAUUCUACAAAGCACCUUGCGCACGAGACUCCCUACUACUAGGUAUUGGAGCAGGGUUCGGAAUUGGUGGAAUCAGAGGUGUAUUAGGAGGAUUGCGCUCAUUAUGGACUGCUUCCAAUUGGGCUGUUGGCGCUUUUGCCCUUACCUCUCUCGCGGCGCACGAGUUCUGCCAGCGGCGUCGAGUACAAGAGCUGGACGGUAUGAAACAAGCUGUGGAAUUGAUGAAAGAGCUGAAGAUCAAGAAACAGCGAGAAAAGGAAGAGAAGGCUGCGGAGAUCGCGCGUAUGGCAGAGGAAGAGAAGAAAAAGAAGAGCUGGACAAACCUUUCGAACUAUAAGUUCUGGUAGUCCUUUCGCGCAUUGCCCGGAGUCAUGGAGUUUGCUGGGAUCGCUUUGUAAAUUUCGAGUGGGAUGUACAGUACAUAUUUCUAU